This is a messenger RNA of Mytilus californianus (California mussel), 5544 nucleotides long. RefSeq names its product methylmalonic aciduria type A protein, mitochondrial-like. Lineage: Eukaryota; Metazoa; Mollusca; Bivalvia; Mytilida; Mytilidae. Bases 90 to 1313 code for a protein of 407 amino acids. Gene Ontology annotation, molecular function: GTP binding; GTPase activity. The transcript has 7 exons. Gene Ontology annotation, cellular component: cytoplasm. The record is from RefSeq and is a predicted model, not a curated record.
UGUCGUCCCAUCCUUUUUUGGUUUCUGUCACCUUGCAUCGCUGUUGUUUACAUUAUUUAGACGAUGAGGUUAUAGAAACAAGAAUUGACAUGGCCAAACUUUUUUUGUUUCAAAGCUUUCCUUGGAAUGCUAUACAAAAGAUAAGUCUCUUAAAAACAAUUCACAGACAAUUGGGCUUGCUGUCUCAUUCAAAACUGCAAAAAUUUCAAAACAGUCUACAAAAAAGACCAUGGAGGCACAAUAUAGAUAAUGGAAAGGUUCAAAGGUUUUCCAGUAGUGCCACUAAUGAUAUAUUAGAAAAUGAUAAUAUCCUGAAACAACUUUUUAAUGGAAUAAUUAAUUGUGAAAGAGGAAGCUUGGCAAGGGGAAUAACUCUGAUAGAGUCCUCUCAUCCAAAGAAGAAACAACAAGCUAAGAUAUUAUUGAACAGCAUUCUACAGUACAGUACAGAAAAACAGAAAUCUGGACAACCUAAAAAAUUGUCUUUCAGAAUAGGUUUAUCAGGACCACCAGGAGCUGGUAAAAGUACAUUUAUAGAAACAUUUGGUAAAUUCCUGACCACUAGAGAUAACAAAGUGGCUGUGUUAGCUGUAGAUCCAUCAUCAGCAACUACUGGAGGUUCCUUGCUGGGAGACAAAACUAGAAUGUUUGAACUUUCUAGAGAUUGGAAUGCCUUCAUACGACCUUCACCUUCGAGGGGUACAUUAGGUGGUGUUACCAGGACAACUAAUGAAGCCAUUCUAUUGUGUGAGGCAGCAGGAUAUAAUAUCAUCUUGAUUGAAACAAUUGGUGUUGGUCAGUCUGAGUAUGCUGUAGCUGAUAUGGUAGAUCUGUUUUGUCUGCUGAUGCCCCCAGCUGGGGGAGAUGAACUUCAAGGUAUUAAGAAAGGAAUUGUUGAAGUAGCUGACUUAGUUAUUAUCAAUAAAAGUGAUGGUGAACUGGUACCUGCAGCAAGAAGAAUACAGGCGGAAUAUAUUAGUGCUCUUAAAUAUUCAAGACGGAGAUCAAAAUUCUGGAAACCAGAGGUUACAAGAAUAUCAUCUGUCAACAAAGAGGGUAUACCAGAGUUAUGGGAUUUAAUGGAAAAUUUUCAAACUGUCAUGAUGGAAUCCAAUGAGUUACAAAAAAAACGGCAAUUACAGAAGAAAAUAUGGAUGUGGUCUUUCAUUCAAAAUAAUAUAAUGGACAUGUUUAAAACUCAUCCUGCUGUGCAGAACUUAAUUAAAAAUGUUGAAAAGGAAGUUAUGAAAGGGGAGAUAACUCCUGGGACUGGUGCUGACUUGCUUCUGACAAAAUUUAUUAAAGAAAGUUGAUAAUCAUUUAUUUGUACUAAAAUAUAUACUUUGAGCGUUCCUGAUGAAGUUAAAUCCAGAAAAGCACUCUGAACGCAUGAAAUUUGUAACAUGUUGUUUUCAUUUUUUACAGCACUGGGUCGAUACUUCUGCUGGUGGACUAUCAGUCCCGAGGGUAUCAUCAGCUCAGUAGUCAGUACUUCCGUACUGACAUGAUUGAUAACAAACCCUUCUAAAAUUGUCCAUUAAUAAAUUUUGAAAUUAUAAGAAACUAAUGUUUCAACUAACUAGGCAAAGGUGACCUUAGAUGGAUUUGGCUAUUUUUUUAGGUCCAUUUCGGUCAAAUAUCUUUUCAACUGUUUCGGUUCUGAUACAUCCUUGGCUUUCAAAUAUUUGGCUUUGAGCAUUCCUGAUAAAGGUAAAUCCAGAAAAGCGCUUUGGAUGCAUGAAAUUUAAAACAUGUUGUUUUCAUAUUUAAUACUCGUACUCAGCAUACUGAUGGUUAUGUUGAAUCUAUAUAUAAUGGGUUUUGAAUAUAAAUAAGAAAUGUAAUACUUUAAGUUAGAAAUAAGUCAGUGUUUAAAAUUGUAAGUUCAAUCACUGGUAAAGAAAUGAAUGAGAAACUGUCAGUAUGGUUUGUAGGGAAAAGAAAUUAUAAUUUUUAUAUUUUAAAGUAUUGCCUUUUGUUAAAAAAAAAUUGAAUUCAGAAUUUUUUAUGCUGUGCGUACAAUAGGGGCAUAAUGUUUUUCCGGUCUGUGUCAGUCCAUCUGUCAGCUAGUCUGUCAGUCCUGUAUCAUAUCAAAGUUUUAGUUGAAGGAAGUUUGUAGUCACGUCAUUUUGAAACUUAUAACACAUGUUCAUAGAUGCCAAAUUAGGAUUUUGACCCAUAUUUAGCUGUUCACUGAUGAUGGAGAGGUGAUAGUGCGAGUGGAACUUAGUGUCCUAUAUAUUGACACAUAUUCUUGUUGUUUGUUCAUUUACUGGAAGCUGUGAUUUACAUAACAAUAAACCAAAGGAGAAAUUCUGAAUUUCACACUGGAGAAAUUAACCAUUUUUAUUUUUGUAUUGCCAAUUGACGAUAGUUUGGUUGUUUAUAUGUUUGCCUUUUUUUCUAGUUUGUAAAAAAGACAUAUCAGAAAAGAUACAAUAACUAAAAACAAAUUUCUGUUAAAAUUCUUUUUUUUAUUAGACAAUAUUAUAAAUUGAUAAAUUCAAUUUGUUAACCCUAGUUUAAGUUAUGACCUAUAUCGUCUCAUCUAUUGCUGUUCCUAAUAUCAAGGUUGUGGUGCACAGGUCAAGGUCACCUGAAAGUUUUGGUUGCAAGGGGUGAUCUGUUUUGCAGUGUUCUUGUUUUGAUGUAUGAACUAUUUAACAAAGUUGUUAGAAAGGGAAGUUUAUUAGCAAUUCAUGGAUCAUUGACAGAACAUUCCAGUGUUUUGUUGUCAGAAGUUUCACUUUUUCUGCUCUAAAGUUUUCUUUCAAACUACUUUGAUGUGAAAUUGUAAGCAAUUACUUCUGUCUGAAAACAAUUUUCAUCAAUAUUUAUAAAGUUUUUUAAGCAGAUUUAAUGCCUUUGAUAGAAUAUAUAGCAAAUACUUCAGAGAUGGCUCCUUACAUACUUUCAUGGAAAUCAAACUUAUCAAAGAAGCCAUGCAAAGAUGAAAUAUAAAAAUGUUCUACAAAUUUAUAAACCUUUAAAAUGGUAAAUUGAUAUUUACACUCAAUACUGUAUGUAAGUUUUUCUUUACAAUAUUUAAUGAAAAAUACUCAUUUUGAGAGCAUCUUAAAUCCAACCUUUACUGGAAGAAUUUAAUGUUUACUGAUUAUCAAAUUAUAUUUUAAUAAGAUAAUGAAAAAAAAUUUGGAUACAAAUAUGACUUAUUUGUAUAUUUAAGUAUUAUUUAUUUGUAAAUCAAUUCAAUACAGAUAUAAUGACAUAAACUAACUAGCCAAAAUCAUAUAAAUUAACUUUGCCUGAAGGAGUUGAAACCUUAGUUUCUACAAUCUUGUAAUUAUAAUAAAACUAUUGAACAUUACUCAGUUUAAGUUUUAUGAUUUUUUAUUUUUCAAGAAAGUUUAUGGAUUUAUAGAAGAAUAGAAGAAAUUCCAUAGAAUAAAUGGUCAUAGUGUUCAAUAUUUCAUCAAAAUGAUUAAUUUGAAAUUCAAAAAUAUGGAUACAUAAGUGCAUGCUUAGUUUUAUCUUGAUCAGUAUAUAAUUUUUAAAAAAAAGAUUUUAUACAAGUUACUUCAAUAAAAGUUAUUAUUUUUAGUUAUUACAAAUGUUUGAAAUCUGAAGUAUAAGUGAUUACCAUGCAUUGUAAACUGCUCAAAUUUUAUAUUAUUUUGAAUACUAUGAAGUGAACAAACAACCAAUGUCAUUUAAAAUUACCAAUCUAAGUGACAAAUAACAAAUUCUUUUCGUUACACAAGCUACACUUUAGAUAAUGACUGUUUCAGUCUGUCGUUGGGCUAUUCCAGAAAAGAAUGUAUGGGAAGAUCAGACACAAUAUGAUAUUUUUCUCUGUGGGUAAGAGGGGUGGAAGCAAAAACAGUUCUGUUACAAAUGAUAAUAUAAAAAUUAUAGGUGGUGGGUUAUAAAACAAGUGUUGUCCUAAAAAGGCUUGUUAAUGACCUGUGAAGGAUGACUGAUGAUUAUCUAAGUUUUGGCUUGUACAUUUAAUGUGUUCUUUCUUUGUAAAAUAAUAGCAUGUGCAAAUGUUCAUGCUAUAAACCGGAAUCUAUACAGCCUUUUAAGAGGAAUCAGUACAUUUACACUAUGUUUUGUUUUUAUUUUGUGAUUUUGAGAUAUUUUGUUAAAUGAUUAAGAUUUUUUUAUAAAUCUCUAAAUAGAACACAUGUAAACAUGUAAGUUUUUGAGAAAACUAAUGCUUAAAUAUUUUGAUUAAGAUAACUUGGUAAAAAGUUAAUUAAAAGCUUAGAUAUUUAAAAAACUUUGAGUGUUUGCCUUAUAUCUUAAAAAUAUGACCGAUAGAUAUAUAUAUUACAAAAGAAAAAAAAUUAUCAGCAAGACAGAAUCUAUCAAUACCUCUAAUGGCCGAAAUUGUCAGUCAUCUCCUUAUCAAAGUUAUUGCUCUUAUAUGACAAUUUUUACCAAUUCCUUGCGUAUUUGCAUAUUAUCUUAAAAACUAUAAAAGAUAGGUAGACACUUUUAAGUAGAAAAAAAUUCAGCAAGACAAGAUCUACAAAUUAGUCAGUUAGUGGACCUUUUAUAUGAGUUUUUGCCUUUGCAUGACAGAUUUUUUUACCUUUUUUUUGUGUUUUGGGCAAAAAACUUAAAAAAUAGAGGGGAACUGUAAAUAAACAAAAAAUGAACAGCAAUACAAGAUCAACAGAAUUUUUCUUUUUCGUUAUGCAUUAUCAUUCUAGUCUACAAUUUUAGAGAGUGUCUAUCAUUGAAGAUGCACAUAGACAUAGGCGAGUGCCACACACUCUUUAGAGCCUCUAGUUUUCUUUCUUCUUAAUCUUAUUUUUCCACAGUUUAAUUAUUAAUUUUUUAAAUAUUUUACAAUUGACUUUCAAACGAAUUCAGUAAGUAAUGAAUGAAUAAGCUGAAGCAAUAUGUCAGAUAUUUUUGGCCCUUUAUGAAGAGGAAACAAUGUUUUUGCAAUACUUUGUUAAUUUUUACAAGAUAAACAACUACUUAUAAUGCAAAAAUGUUUACAGAGGUAGAGGAAGGGAUAUUGAGAUAUUUUUUCUCCAAUGCUGGAGAUUUGGCAUCCCUGUAGGGAGACUUGUCUUAAAACAGAUAUUUCCCAUUUUUUUUAAUAUUUGGAGGCUCUAGAGAGACGACAUGUGUCGUAUAAGGAGGAGGAGCAGGAUAUGCUAAUCCUUCUGGAGAAGUCUGGAGGUUUUUGGUGGGAUUCGUGUUGCCCAGUUUUCAGUUUUUAUGUAAGUUUGUCUUUUCUUCUAGUUUCGUUUUUGACAAGAUUGUGUCGGUCAUUCUUCGACUUAUGUGUUUUGAUCUCCCAUUUGGUAUCUUCUUUUCUUUCUUUUUUUUCUCAUUAAAUGUUGUAGUUGUCGUCAUACUUAUUAAUUAAAUAAAGCGUUGUUCCUCAAAAGGAGACGUUUAUCACACACCUGUCUCCUGCUGACAAUGUAGAGGCUGAAAUAAAAAAAAAAUCAUUAUUCUUUCCACCUGUGGAAACCUGUUAAUUAUAUGAAUAUUUUUAAUUUGCUUUUAUCAUAUUGUUUAUAAGAAUUUGUUUAAAAUGAAAAAAAAAAUCAAAUGCAA